Molecule: messenger RNA, 1392 nt
Organism: Cherax quadricarinatus
Lineage: Eukaryota; Metazoa; Arthropoda; Malacostraca; Decapoda; Parastacidae
Source: RefSeq, a predicted model, not a curated record
AUGGACCUAAAUAACAUACUCCUGAUACAUUCUACGUCUGGACACAUACCUGAGAGGCAGCUGGUGCCUCAUUUGCGUCUUGCUGCCAAAGUUCUUGUACUGGAGCGUCAUCGUUCAGUGUCUUCAUCCUUUGAGUGUUCCUGGAGUAAUAAAGGAAGAUGUUUUGUCUCCCUCAGACAAGCUCUUCUGCUACAUGGUGGAGCUUAUGCAUUAAGGGUGAGUUUAUUAUAUAUUAAACCUACAAAUGAAAACAUUUGCACGCUUUCGCCUUGCAACUUCCGCCGCCAGCAUAUUGAUGAAUCCAUAGAGAAAAAGCCUUCAAGCACUGAAAAUUUUAGGAACUUCAUCGAGGCAAUACGUGUGGGCGCCCAUGGAGACGUGUUAGUGGGUUACCUGGGCGAGGUGAUCACGGCCCUGGCCACCAGUCUGGACUUCCACUACAUCAUUAUGGAAGCCUCAAGCUUCGGCUCUCAGACACCCAAUGGUUCCUACGAUGGAGUGGUGGGACACAUUGAAAGAAAGGAGGGUGACCUGGGUGUGGCUUCCCUCAGCAUUAAUCACAAUCGCUACCGCGUCAUCGACUACACAUCCUGGCUGGCCCUGGAUCCAACACUCUUCGUCACGCGAGCUCCAAUAUACCUCAAGGACCCCUUCGAUGUUUUCCAUCUCUUCACCCUAGAUGCAUGGAGUGCUAUUGGUGGGUUUCUGGCUUUCUCCGCAUCAUGUGUGUGGCUAUUUUGGCCCUCUGUGACACCCAGAAACCCGGGGGCUAGGAUCAACGAGGAAAUGUCAGGUUUGGCGCCCAGAAGCAGACAUUAUCAGGAUAAUAAGAGACCUCCCUUCCUCUGUGUGCUUACAACUGUUACGAAAGCCUUCCUCAACCAAGGUUCGAGCCACACGCCUCCAAGUAUGCCAGGACGGCUUGUGUACGUGUUUAUGUUGUUAGUGGCGAUAGUGGUGUUUGGAGUGUACAGUGGUAACCUGACAGCCUUCCUUUCGCGGCCAGUGAGAGACGUCCCACCCACCACCGUCAGUCAGCUGGUCAUCAGAGACUGGAGCAUCAGGCUCGACAAAGCGUAUGGGACUCACGACCUUGUCAAGGGAACUAAAACUGAGGAUUAUCAGAUGUUGUACCGGCGAGCACAAGAGAGAGGAGACAUCCUGGAGAACACUGGUGCUAGACCCAGCAGCAACACUAAUGUACAACAUCUGCUGAAGAAAAACAUUGCCAUUGUCAUGGGAGCAACGGGAGCAUACUACAUGCUGAACAGGAACACAGGACCAGGAGAGAGGUGCAUACUUUCCUACAGUCAGGAAGCCAUGGCCAAGGAAUACGCAGCUCUCGCUGUUACUAAGAAGUCUCUCCUAAAACCUGUUUUUGACAAAAAGUAA